GAGGCUCUCCUGGUCCUCUUCCCGGCAGUGGAUGCUGCGCGUCUGGCGGUGCCGGUCGGUCUCUCCCGGAGCUGCUGCUGCUGCUGCUGCCGCUGCCGCGGGUCUGCCUGGCCGGGUCCGAGGCGUCUGCCGCCGCCCGCUGAGCGCGCUGGAGAGGAGAAGGCUGAGUUUUUGCGCCGGGGGACCGCGGAGGGGCUUCCCACUCAUGCCCGGGGACGGAGGACGCAGGGUGCAUAACCAAGGAAUGUGUUCCACAUGAAGCAUAAAGCGAUCGGAUUCUGAAAGGACACGUCAAAGCAACAUUUACUUGAACAGUGAAAGAAGAAUGACAGAACAAUCUGUCUGACUUUAAAUUCUUGGACCGCAGGAAAGAGCUCAGAAUGGCUCCGUGCAAAAACAUUGUUGUUGACUUUCUUGAGGAAUUGUGUCUGCCAGAACCACUGCUUGGCUAUAAGAAACACCCAAAUGUUAGGAAAAAGCUGAGACUGAUACGAAUAACAGGACUUUUCCUGGGUAUCGUGGCCGUUAGCACGCUGUAUCUUUCAAUUAGUGCCUUUUUCCAGUCGCAACCUUAUAGCACAGAGACAGCCAGCAAUCUAGAUAGCCAUAAGUCAAAGCACAUGCAUCAAAGAACUCUAUUGGACUUUAACGAACAGAAUCAAACCGGCGCUCCAGAUUCACCUAUUUCUAUGAAAUACGAAGCUGGGCAGGAUAACCAUACGGAGGAGCACUCCAAGGGAGAGUAUCCGGAAGAUCUUUUUUCUCUGGAAGAAAGACGGAGGGGUGCCGUAAUACUUCAUAUUUGUGGAAUGGUUUACAUGUUCAUAGCCUUAGCCAUUGUCUGUGAUGAGUUCUUUGUUCCUUCAUUGACAGUCAUUACAGAAAAACUGGCGAUUUCUGAUGAUGUGGCCGGGGCAACAUUCAUGGCUGCUGGUGGCUCAGCCCCAGAACUCUUCACUUCUCUAAUAGGAGUUUUUAUAUCCCACAGCAAUGUCGGCAUUGGAACAAUAGUUGGCUCUGCCGUGUUCAAUAUCCUCUUUGUGAUUGGGAUGUGUGCUUUAUUUUCCAAGGAGAUCCUGCACCUCACCUGGUGGCCCCUCUUUCGGGAUGUGUCUUUUUACAUCAUGGACUUGAUAUUGCUGAUCAUCUUCUUUUUGGAUAACUUCAUCAUGUGGUGGGAAAGUUUAACGCUGCUGCUUGCUUAUUUCGUCUACGUGACGUUCAUGAAGUUCAACGUGCAAGUGGAAGAACUGGUGAAAAGCCUGCUAAGCAAGAACAAGGUGGAAAAAGUAUCGCCCGAAGUUGAAACAAAGACUAAGCCCCGUCUCCAGCGUGGUGGGAGCUCUGCAUCUCUGCACAACAGUCUAAUGAGGAACAGCAUUUUCCAGCUUAUGAUUCACACUCUUGAUCCACUUGCUGAAGAGCUUGGAUCAUAUGGAAAGCUAAAAUAUUAUGACACAAUGACUGAAGAAGGAAAGUUCAAAGAAAGGGCAUCUAUUCUUCAUAAGAUGGCCAAAAAGUGUCAGGUGGAGGACGGUGAAAAACGGAAUGGAAGUGCUAUUCAUGCCGGUGCUCCAAACACUGCAAAAGUUGAAGUUGAAGUGACACCACCAAAUGAUGGAGCUAUGCAAAACGGAACAGCUGUUGGAGCAACAGAGGAAGAGGAGGAUGAAGAUCAGCCCCUCAGCCUGGCCUGGCCCGACACGCCCCGCAAACAGCUCACCUAUCUGGCUAUUCUCCCCAUCGUUUUCCCAUUAUGGGCUACCCUGCCUGACGUCAGAAACCCUAGCUCAAAGAAGUUUUUCCCCUUAACAUUUUUCGGAUCGAUCUCUUGGAUAGCAGUAUUUUCUUACCUAAUGGUCUGGUGGGCACAUCAAGUGGGAGAAACCAUUGGCAUCAGUGAAGAAAUCAUGGGUCUGACGAUUUUAGCUGCUGGCACAUCGAUCCCUGACCUAAUUACCAGUGUUAUUGUGGCACGUAAAGGCCUGGGGGACAUGGCAGUAUCCAGCUCUGUCGGAAGUAACAUCUUUGACAUCACUGUGGGCCUUCCUCUGCCAUGGCUCCUCUAUGCUGUGAUCAACAAUUUCGUCCCUGUGGCCGUGAGCAGCAAUGGGCUCUUCUGCGCAAUAGUCCUCCUUUUCAUCAUGCUGCUCUUCGUCAUCCUCUCCAUUGCGGCUUGCAAGUGGAGGAUGAACAAAUUCCUGGGCUUUACCAUGUUUGGGCUUUACUUUGUGUUCCUGAUCGUCAGCGUCCUUCUAGAAGACAGGAUCAUCGUGUGCCCUGUGUCUAUUUGACAAGGAAGGAGGUGCCGCUUUCUUGAACAACACCCCCCUCCCCCCCACACACACACAAAUUGCAAAAGCAAAUGCCCAAACCAGAACCAGACAAGAACAAAGAAACAGUCUUGAAAGAGAAGAUAAGCAACGUCUUUGGAAUCCUCUAAUUUAAAACAGUGGGGAGAGGGAGAGCUGAAGUCAUGAAGCGAGGCGUGGAGAAGUUCAGCUCAUACAAUUGCUGCCGCUGAACCAUGAUGUGGCUGCUUCAGAAACAUGGUCUUGGAGAAGUCCCACUGCUUAUCUGUUGGAGGUAUUGUGCAUGUAUUUUAUAACAAUGUUAAGCUAUUACAUAUGCUACACCUAGGAUCUGCUCCCAUGCAUCUUUCUCUCUCUAUCUAUAUAUUAACAAAUACAUGCUACACAAAGAGAGAGCGUGCAAUAUCUUAUAAACAUACAGGAAAAUGCCAAUAUCCAUCUUUUGGGAGACGCAAUUCUCCUGUUUGGGAUUUUAUCUGUCUGUGUAAUGUAACAGAAAGUACCCAGUGCUGUCAGCAUGAAGCGAACGACAGACAAGAGGCGACUCUCCGUGGAUCGUGUGCUGUUCCGGUGCAGCUAGCAUGUGACGUGGACACGGAGGCUCUGCAGGUUUGAGAAGCAUGCAGAUGUUUAGAGCAGAUCAGUAGAAGUUGGGUUGAUCCACACACACCCAGACUGUGAGAAAUCAAUAACCUUUAUAUGAGGCCAGUUGAGUUAAACAAAAAAAAAGUUCGGAAACUUGCAUCUCCUGUAUGUUCCUGCUUAUCACAGCAUUACUCCAGCAGCAAGCAACUAUUAUGUACAUGUGUGAAAGAAGCGCCACAGGUCGCAUAUCACAGAGGUUGUGCAUUGCCUCUUAUACAAUACUUUACCAGUGGCGGAAGUUUGCACACUCAGGUGUGCAGCAUUGGAGAGGCGAGUGGUCAAGCGAUGUUCAUGCAUGUGAGAACCAGCCUUUAAUCCCAAAAAAGAUGCACCCUGGCUUGCUCUGGCUUCCUUAGAAGGAUCUCUGCAUUUUUGCUAUUGUUCUUCAUCUAUAUAUAUAUAUGUAUAUAUAUUAGCAAGACAUCUUUGAGGUACUCACAGGUAAAACCCACACUUGAAGUGUGGACUCCCAUCGCCCACAGCAUUUACAUAAAAGUGUUACCACUACUAAGUAAAUAUACUCAUUUUGGUAGUGCAGCAAUACUGUAAGGAUACGAAGUCAUUUUAAAUGCUGUUUCCAUUAGUGCAUUUGCCUUGUCAUAUGAAAGAUGCUUGUGUGGCUUCCGUGUAGCUCUUUAAAAUAGAAUUUCAAAACUGCUCUAUGAUGGGGACAAGAACAGAAGCGGAUAAAUCCCAUAGGUUAUUUCCUUUUGUUACCUGCACUGCUGUGCACACUUCCACGUUCCUUUUCUGCUAAAGCUUUGGGGAUGUUUGAGAAGGUAAAUCAUUUCUAGGGAUGUGGAACUAAGUGGUUUGAAGCCGUUUUCUGAAGUUGCUGAGAAAUGUGAAGAUCAAAUUGGGACAGUGAACAAUUAAAGUUUCAUCCAUCUCCUGUAGAAGCCCCAGGAAGAGGGACAGUAGUAAAGAAGAAGCAAAAGAGGUUUCAUAUUUACUAAGACUCAGCAUUAAAUAGAACAGCUGUAAAAAAACUUU
Podarcis muralis (Common wall lizard) is the source of this 3950-nucleotide messenger RNA. It is a transcript of the gene SLC24A2, whose product is annotated as solute carrier family 24 member 2. NCBI's taxonomy places the organism in Eukaryota, Metazoa, Chordata, Lepidosauria, Squamata, Lacertidae. The record is from RefSeq and is a predicted model, not a curated record. Gene Ontology annotation, molecular function: calcium channel activity; calcium, potassium:sodium antiporter activity. Gene Ontology annotation, cellular component: plasma membrane. Gene Ontology annotation, biological process: intracellular calcium ion homeostasis; long-term synaptic depression; calcium ion transmembrane transport.